UUCUCUUUCUGGUUCCGUUUUCAACUUUCUUUGUUAGGGUUUUGCUCUCAUAGUCCCUUAUGCCCUUUAUUGGUUUGUGGUUUUCGAGUUUAAUGGAGAAAGAAACGGUCCUUCCUUUUUCAUCCAAUCUAGCUUUCCGAACUGAGUGGUAGGGUUAGGGUUUCCCUCUGGUUCGAUUCCAUUGACGUUGGCGUCACAUUUGAAGAAUGUCACUCAUGGCGAAAGUAGGGAAUCUCAGCAAGCCGUAAUUCGAGGAACACUAUUCCUGAACUGAUAGUCUGACCAUCUAGUUUGAGUAGUCCAAAAGAUUCAACUGCCUUACCAGAUGGUUUGUUGAUUAGUCAACCAUUUCAAGAUCUUAAUGAUGGACGAUCAACCAAAUCAAAAUCAAUUCAAGCAAGACCGGUUGAGGACAAGGUGGACUGCAUCUCUUGAUAAGAUAUUUGCAGACUUGGUGGUUGAGCAGGUUCAACAGGGGAAAAGGUCAAACAAUGUUUUUGACAAGAAAACGUGGAAGUAUAUACGCGAUGAGUUCAACAAGCAAACAGGUCUGAACUUUGAUAAGAAACAAUUGAGGAAACAUCUCACUGUUCUGAGGACUCGAUACUAUAAUAUGAAGUCAGUUUUUGAUCAAAGUGGCAUUGGUUUCAAUGAAUCUCAGCGCUUGUUAACAGCUGGUUGUGAACCAUGGGAAGAUUACUUUGAGGCACAUCCCAAGCCUGAGGCAAUCAAAAUCAAGGAGUGCCCCAUUUAUGAACAGCUAUGCACAAUAUUCUCUGAAUCUGGGGCUGAUGGAAUGUAUGCACAAUCAAGUCACUAUGCUGAGUUGGACAGAGAGACAGCUAUAAUAGAUCCUGCUGGCUCAACUUCAUGUCCGAAAGCUAUAUGUAUGGCUGUUGAUCCGUCGACGCCAUCAGUAUUGGUGCAUGAUGAUCCUUCAUCACCCUCAGGUGUGGAAUUGCACACACCUGAUGGACGAAAGAAGCGUCGGUCCAAGGCACCAUCCAGUCCAUGCCAUCGCAGGCAAAGUCAUGAGGCAAUGAAUGAUGCAUUAGCUGAAGCCAUGUUGGAGAUGGCAGCUUCUUCAAAGUUAAGGGCUGAAGCAGCUGCCAUGUCACAGAAUAAUGACCAAUUUUCUAUAACCAACUGCAUUAGAGUUUUGGACGAAAUGCCAGGCGUUAAUCACUACCUCUACUUUGCUGCUCUAGAUCUUUUUGAGAAACCCAUCCCGAGAGAGAUUUUCUUAUCUCUCAAAAGUGAGAAACGGUUGACAUGGUUGCAGGGCAAGUUAAGUGCUUCUCUGUCUGUUUCCAUGGUUUAAGGUAUUGGACUAAUUCUAUGGCAUUAUGUGUAUCACAGCCUGUACAGUUACAUUUGGAUUUAGUGAACUAUCUUUUCAAGUUUUAUUUGA
This is a messenger RNA of Telopea speciosissima, 1411 nucleotides long. Its product is annotated as L10-interacting MYB domain-containing protein-like. The record is from RefSeq and is a predicted model, not a curated record. Lineage: Eukaryota; Viridiplantae; Streptophyta; Magnoliopsida; Proteales; Proteaceae. The transcript is spliced from 4 exons. The coding region runs from base 362 to 1321 and encodes 319 amino acids.